AUGAAGAUGAAGGUCCAGGUGAGAUCUCUCAUCCUGCUCGCUGUGGCUGUCCUGCAGGUCAGAUCUCAGAACCAGACUGAGACCAGAUAUGAAGACAUCAUCUCAGUUGCUUUGCCUCAGCUGCUUCCUGGGGAAGAGCAGGCUUUCCGUCCAAUUGUGAACCAGCUCCAAGUCGAGACUUUGAAUGCAGAGGAUGUGGACCAGUCUGAGGUGUCUGUAAGGCUGACCUUCCCCAUGCAAGAGACUUUCUGCAGUAAAUCACAGGGGCAGCCAGGCAAACCAUGCCCUCUGAAGAAAAAUGGGAAACGAAUGAUGUGCAGCAUGAAGGUCAGACAUCCGAUUCUGGAGGCUAGCAACAACCUGAACACUGACCUGUCUACAUGUGUUUGUGAAUACAUGGACGCAGAAGAUGCUUUGCAGCAGAAGAUUCGGACAAGAAGAAGCAAAGUCAGAAUAUGCUCCGAAUGCAGAAAUUGUCGCUCUCCUCCUGGGGGUGGCUCCGUAAUCGGUCAUCCUGUGGGUGGCUCUCCUCCUCCUCCUCUUUUUCAUUGAUGAAUUUAUCAGAGAUCACAGUGAUGGAAAUCGCUUUGCAUAGAUCAGCACGCUACAACCUCUGGAUAACUACAAAGAACCCAUCUAGCAAAGAAAUGUCAUAAGGUUAUUGAUCUUUUUCUUUGUAUCAACGUACCGUACCUACUCUUACAUGCCAAUUGUUGAAUAUUAUGAAAAUUACUUCUAGAUUAUGUUUACGCCAAUAAA
Messenger RNA from Oncorhynchus gorbuscha (pink salmon), 759 nucleotides. RefSeq lists its product as uncharacterized. The record is from RefSeq and is a predicted model, not a curated record. Bases 1 to 552 code for a protein of 183 amino acids. The transcript has 4 exons. Lineage: Eukaryota; Metazoa; Chordata; Actinopteri; Salmoniformes; Salmonidae.